Exophiala aquamarina CBS 119918 is the source of this 1242-nucleotide messenger RNA. RefSeq names its product fumarylacetoacetase. Lineage: Eukaryota; Fungi; Ascomycota; Eurotiomycetes; Chaetothyriales; Herpotrichiellaceae. Gene Ontology annotation, biological process: homogentisate catabolic process; L-phenylalanine catabolic process; L-tyrosine catabolic process. Bases 1 to 1242 code for a protein of 413 amino acids. The transcript is spliced from 4 exons. The record is from RefSeq and is a predicted model, not a curated record. Gene Ontology annotation, molecular function: fumarylacetoacetase activity.
AUGGCUUCCUGGGUUGAAACCAGCGAGCAGCCGGAGUUCUCUCUGACCAACCUUCCAUUCGGUGUGUUCAGCACAAAAAGUGAUUCCAUUCCCCGGAUUGGCGUUGCGAUUGGCAGCUAUGUCCUCGACUUGAAACUCCUUGCCCAAAGACGGGUCUUUGCAGGUCUCGAUUUCAACACCGACACUCUGCAAGCAACCACGCUGAAUACCUAUGCAGCGCUGGGGAGGCAUAUUCACCGUAGAGUCAGGGCCUAUCUACAGAAAGUCUUAGCCCACGAUGCCUCUGUGAGGCAUGUCCUUCGCGACAAUGUGGAAUUACGAGAAGCAUCGCUAAUCGAUAUGAGAAUCGUCCAAAUGCAUCUCCCCAUGGACAUUGGCGACUACACAGACUUUUUCACAAGCCCAUAUCAUGCACAGAAUGUGUGUAUCAAUAUCGUCAGACCAGGGACACAGCUCCCUUCCAACUUCUGGGACUUCCCAUUGGGUUAUCAUGGGCGAGCAUCAUCAAUUGUCGUGUCCGGCACCCAGAUCCGCCGACCACGAGGCCACAGGGUCGUAAAUGGGGCAAUGACAUUUGGGCCAUGCCGGAAACUUGACUUUGAGGUGGAACUCGCAGCAUUCAUAGGAGAAGGAAAUGCGCUAGGGAAGUCAAUCGGCGUGGACGAGGCAGAAAAGCAUAUAUUUGGCUUCGUACUGUUGAAUGACUGGUCCGCCCGAGACAUCCAGAGAGCCGAAGCAGGCCUCAUGGGUCCUCUUAACGGGAAGAACUUCGCCACGACGAUAUCCCCUUGGGUUGUUUCGCCGGAUGCGCUUGAGAAUUAUCGAGCAGAACCUCUCGACAAUCAUCCACCACAGCCACAUUUGCAGUCUGGGCAAAAAAACUCAGUCUUCGAUAUAAACAUCGAUCAUCUGAUUGCACAGUGUAACACCAAGAACGUUCUUUUUUCAUUCCCUCAGAUGAUUGCACAUCAUACCGCCAGUGGAUGUCCCAUGCGAACAGGGGAUCUCAUUGCCACUGGUACUGUAUCAGGGCCUGAAAAUACCCAACUGGGCUGUCUGCUGGAGCUGACAAGGGACGGCACCGUGCCAUUUCAGAAACCCUCAGGAAUUGAUAACACUGCCACCAUUCAUCGCGAGUGGCUGAAAGACGGUGACAGGAUUAUCUUUAGAGUUAGCAAAGACAAUCAGGGCAAAGCGGCCGACGUUGGGUUCGGAUCCUGUGAAGGAACAAUAGCGAUCUGA